AUGUAUUUUGAUAAGGAUAACUCCACAAGUCCUCGGCCGUUACUGCCAACUGAUGAACAGAAGCUAAACAUUGACCUAUUGACAAAAAGGGGGAAGCUGUCACAUCUAACCACUGAUUAUGGUACAAAAACUACUCCACAAAGAAGUAGUUCGAAUAGAAAUGUCGGUGAUUUACUUUUGAAUAAAGAAAGGAGUGCUAAACCAAUGAUUCAAAAAGCCUUGACCAACACAGAUAAUUUUAUUGAAAUGUAUCGGGGCCAACAAAAAAAAAUCGAUGAUGGAACUAUCAAAGAAGUAAUGAUUAAUGAUGAAAACGGGAAAACUGAUGCAAAUUCCAAUGGCCAUAGCUAUAGUAAUAAUUAUGACAGUAACGAAAUUAACGAUCAGAGAACUUUAGAUAACAUGAUAGGGAGUUCUAAUAUUGAAAAAGAUGAAAACAAAACGAAAAGUGAGAACGAAUCUUUAACCCAGAAACCAGCUUCUGCUAAAGAAUCGCUUAAAAGUAAGAAGAGUGUAAUAAAAAAGGGAAUCAAAGACUUCAAGUUCGGCAGUAUAAUUGGCGAUGGUGCAUAUUCUACUGUAGUAUUAGCCACAUCCAUCGAUACCAAGAAAAAAUAUGCUGCAAAAGUACUAAACAAAGAAUACUUGAUACGCCAAAAAAAAGUGAAAUAUGUUAGUAUAGAAAAAACAGCUUUACAAAAGCUGAAUAAUUCACUCAGUGUUGUACGAUUGUUUUCUACUUUCCAAGAUGAAUCAAGUUUAUAUUUCCUCUUAGAAUAUGCGCCCAACGGGGACUUUCUUUCUUUGAUGAAGAAAUACGGUUCAAUAGACGAAAACUGCGCUUGCUAUUACGCUGCGCAAAUAAUAGACGCAAUUGACUAUUUGCAUUCCAAUGGUAUCAUUCAUAGAGAUAUCAAACCAGAAAAUAUUCUACUAGAUGAAGAAAUGCGAAUCAAGCUAACUGAUUUCGGUACUGCUAAGUUACUGAGUCCCACAAGUAACAGUGUUUCUAAACCAAAAUAUGAUUUAUCAACAAGGUCGAAGUCCUUUGUUGGAACCGCAGAAUAUGUGUCUCCAGAAUUGUUGAAUGACAGUUUCACUGAUUAUCGUUGUGAUAUUUGGGCCUUUGGAUGUAUACUUUUUCAGAUGAUCGCUGGAAAACCACCAUUCAAAGCUACCAAUGAAUAUUUGACUUUCCAGAAGGUAAUGAAAGUUCAGUAUGCAUUUACACCAGGCUUCCCACUAGUUAUUAGAGAUUUAGUCAAGAGAAUCUUGGUAAAAAAUUUAGAUCAAAGACUUACGAUAAACCAGAUCAAGGAACAUUAUUUUUUUAAAGAUAUGAACUUUAAAGAUGGUACUAUUUGGUCAAAAGCACCUCCUGAUAUCAAACCCUAUAAGAUAAAUGCUAAAUCUAUGCAGGCAAUGCCAACCAUGUGCGAUAAAAAAUUAGUGAAAAAACCAAUCAGCACACUCGCUAAAUCGCAUUACGCAUCUCCAAGAUUGGCUUCAAAUCCCUCUCUAGAGGGAGCUGCCCAUUCAAAUUUAUAUAGUAACAAUACCCAUGCCUCUACUGAAAGCGAGAUAUUAUUAAAAAAAAGGCCCACCGACGAAAGAACAGCACAAAUUCUUGAAGUUGCAAGAAAGGGUAUAAAUAAUAGGAAAAACCAGCCAUGUAAAAGACCCUCAAGUGGCGCUGCUUCGGCCGCCUUAGCUGCUUCGGCCGCCCUAACCAAAAAAGGCAUGCAAAGCUGUCCAACCUCUAGCUCAAAGAAUAGCCGAUCAAGUUCGCCUGCCACAACAUCGAAGUCGGGCAAUUAUAAGUGCACUGCCUCUACGGAAAGUAGGCCAUUUGUUAAAUCUCCCUCCUCUUCGGCAUCCGUUUUAUCGUCAAAAGUUGCAGCGCCUCCAUACACCCCCCCAAUGUCACCCCCUAUGACACCGUAUGAAUCAUAUCAAGCAAGUCCACCAUAUUCAAAAAGAGAUGCAGAUUAUUUUGGUGGUGUGAUGGUAGAACCUAGGCCCUCUAGUAAGCAAAAUGCCACUAAAAUCUUAGAAUCCCCUUUGAUGAAUAAAUACGAUAUAAAAUGGUCCUAUUUUUUGAAAAAUAUCAACGAACAUGUGCUCAGAAUGGAAAAACUAGAUUUUAUUACCGUAAAUUCCGAUAUUUUAGAGAAAAGAGUACUUAAGCUUAAUGGCCAAUUGCUAGAUCCUCAAGUAUUUGGUAAGCCAAGGCAGACUUUUUUAUCCCAGGUGGCCAGGAGUGGCGGGGAUUUUACAGGUUUUCGAAAUGAUCCAACUACGGCAGCGUAUUCUCAAACAGAAAAUAUCUAUUAUCUAAAGAACGUAGUCGAUUUGCAACUCUUGGAAGAUGACUAUCGAAUUGAAGGUGGUGAAUUAUCAGAAUUACUUAUCCACGAAAGCGGAGAAGAACACAAAUCCAAUCUAAAUGACUCAUCGAAAAAGGACGAUGAUAAAUCUGAAUCCAAUGGUAAAGGAAGUUCUGUUUUUUCUGGCAAAUUCAAAAAACUGUUCCAUCCUGCCGUAGCAACCGAUACACUUUCUUCCGCUGAUGGCAAAAACAAGUAUUAUAAACGAACCAUUGUAAUGACAUCUUUUGGACGUUGUAUAGUAUUUGCUAAGAGAAAACAACCAAGUCCGGUUACAAAUUUAAAGUAUGAACUAGAAUAUGAUAUUAAUUUGCGUCAACAGGGGACCAAGAUAAAAGAAUUGAUCAUUCCUUUAGAAUUGGGAACUAACCAUAUGAUUAUAAUUCAAACGCCUUAUAAGUCAUUUCUCUUGAGAACUGACAAAAGAACUACAAGCAAACUGUUCGCUGUUCUCAAAAAAAUUCUCAAUUCUAACACUAAUAAAAUAGAGAAACAAUUAUUGCAAAGAAAUCAAAAAGUAGCGGAAAGACGAGUAUCAUCAUCUGGAAGAACAUUACCUAAAGACCUAUCAAUUUCUCAACCUCCUUCUCCGAAACCCAGGCCACAUAGCCAAUCUCCUUCCAUAUCAAAGCACAAUUCAUUUUCUGAGUCAAUCAACAGUGCUAAGAGCAACAGAUCAAGCAGAAUCUUCGAAACUUUCAUUAGUGCUAAGGAACAAAAUCAAAAAAAACACCCUACUCCGGUACCGUUAACUAGUAAAUUAGUUAAUGGAUUACCCAAGAGACCAGUUGCUAUAGGAUUGGGUCUAAACACAGGUAAUAAUUCCAAAAACCCAUCUGCAAAAUCGAAAAGAUCGUAG
This is a messenger RNA of Saccharomyces mikatae IFO 1815, 3246 nucleotides long. It is a transcript of the gene PKH2, whose product is annotated as serine/threonine protein kinase PKH2. Gene Ontology annotation, molecular function: ATP binding; protein serine/threonine kinase activity. Bases 1 to 3246 code for a protein of 1081 amino acids. Lineage: Eukaryota; Fungi; Ascomycota; Saccharomycetes; Saccharomycetales; Saccharomycetaceae. Gene Ontology annotation, biological process: intracellular signal transduction; peptidyl-serine phosphorylation. The record is from RefSeq and is a predicted model, not a curated record. The transcript has a single exon.